AUGAUCGAAGAGAGUUUGGAAAUAGUUGAGAUUUUUUGGAUAAAAAUCGAACCUCUUUUGAGCUGAAUCGCUUGGUUAUUGCCCGUAAGUAUAAACCCAAUACAAAACUUAACUACUUGAUUCUUGCGAUAUUUAUUUCGGGCUGUAGAAGUGUUUGCAAUCAACGUGAAAAAAUAUUUGCGCCUCGUCGGAAUGGCGGUCACAUGGUCAACUAGACUCGCAUUAUUCUGCGCUUAAAUCUGGAAUUUUUUAUCUAACGUUAAUUAUUUAGGUCUAACACAUUGAAUUUUAGUACCAGGAAAAACAAACGAGGGUUGAUAGCCGAUUUUUAAGCGUGAAAAACACAGAAAUGUUCGUUCGCACGAGGCAUGUGUGUGAAGAGGAGAUGUUGCGCACGUGGCACGAAAAGAAUGUCCACGUGUGGCGUUCUUUUCUAAGAUUUCUAACUGGCAGUUUUAUGCGUAGAAAUGAUUAAACUAUGAUAUAUUUCUUGUAGUUUAUAGUUCUUCGUGUAUACAUUUAUAUCUUCUGUAAAAAAAAUUCUAGGGGGUUGGCUUGCUUAGUGAAGACAUACAUUGGUUAUUGGUCGAACACUGAAUCUUGUUGUAUGGUUAUAGAUCCGACAUUACCUAGUCUAACCAAUGCACUCAAAAAUUAUAUAACUACCUGACUGCUUUGCUUUCUGAAAUGAUAAAAAAUAUUGGUUCAGGUUGUCCAAUACCCAAACUGAACUAAGUGAAAUUACUGAAAUAUUUGCAUCAUGUCAAAAUUUGUUCAUAUAAUUAUGCAACAUUGACUAUCAAGCGGACAUUUUUGCUGCUUGUUUUUUGUUGCCCCUUGUAGUGUAGUGGUAAAGCAGUGGCAUGCCAUCGCAGAACUACCAAGUUCAAUCCCUGGUGAAGGCAAAUUCUUUUCAUAUUUCAUCUUGUGGUAGAUUCAGUGAAUUUUAUCUUGUGGUAGAUUCAGUGAUAAAAGGUUUUUUCAAUGUCUCUGUGAUAACGGACCAUUAUUUUUGUGAUUAGGUUUUAUUUUUGUGCCAGGGAAGACAUUACCAAAUAUUAGGCCUAACUAUAGGACACAAAGUCGGCAAAAUGUCUGGUCUAUAACCAUGGCGUUUUUAAAAAUACUACAGUAAAUAAACAUUCAUCAAUAUUCUGCCUGUUAUGGUUGCCUGUCACAAAGCUGCCAAGAAAGGGGUCACACUUGGGGUCUCUACAGGGGAGUGGGCCCAACAUAGCAUUGUUUCUGUCGUUAGGAAUGCAAGAAAAUUUGCUUCGGAGCUCCCAAAACCUCUUGGUCUGGCCAAAGGUGCAAUUUAAUAUAAUACUCUGUGAUGACUAUGAUGACGAGACUGAGUUAUUAUCCAGUGAUGACAAUCGAGGCAUUUGUCUGAGAGUAAAUAUACUGAUUAAUUAAACUGCAAUGCACCCAGAUUUGUUAUUUUACUUGAUGAUUUUUACUUGUCAAUGAGAGGGUCUUGCACAUGUAUUAAGUUGUUGACCAGUAUAUCUGUAAUAUCUGAUUGAAAAAUUUAGUAAUUUUUACUUUAUCAUAUAGGCCUCUGUUUUUGUACGAGAAGAUUAAAUGGAUGGAAAAUGUACAAUGGGAUUUCUCUACCUGUAAGGAUUGUAUAUUACCAAAUGUGUUUUUUUUAGCAAUAUUUAGAUGCUACAAUGAAUGAUGAAAGUUUUUUUAGACUAGAGUCUCUGAAAAAAUUGAUGACACAACCCUUGGCUGUCUGA
Paramuricea clavata is the source of this 1742-nucleotide messenger RNA. The record is from the annotation of a GenBank genome assembly. NCBI's taxonomy places the organism in Eukaryota, Metazoa, Cnidaria, Anthozoa, Malacalcyonacea, Plexauridae.